Messenger RNA from Chaetura pelagica (chimney swift), 216 nucleotides. RefSeq names its product phosphatidylinositol glycan anchor biosynthesis, class Y (gene PIGY). The transcript has a single exon. The record is from RefSeq and is a predicted model, not a curated record. The coding region runs from base 1 to 216 and encodes 71 amino acids. Lineage: Eukaryota; Metazoa; Chordata; Aves; Apodiformes; Apodidae.
AUGCUGCCCUCCCUGCCCACCCUGACCGUGCUGGUGCCCCUGCUCUCCUUGGCAGGCCUGUUCUACUCCGCCAGCGUGGAUGAGGCCUUCCCACAGGGCUGCACCAGCACCAACAGCCUGUGUUUCUACAGUCUCCUCCUUCCUGUUACCAUACCGGUUUAUGUCUUCUUCCACCUGUGGACCUGGAUGGGGAUUAAGCUUUUCAGGCACAACUAG